AUGUUUGAUAUACCGUUAAAUACUUCAACAUAUGUCAACAAACAUCGAGUGAGAGAAAGACAAUUACGAUACAGAUAUAUCAAUGAACAUACCAAACAAUACAAGAAAUAUAAAAGACAUGUCUAUAAAAAGAAAGUAUUGAGAAGAAAAUAUUCAGAUAAGAAGUAUGGGUCUUCCUUGGAUGAAAAUUUUAAUAAUAGUGAUAAUAAUAAUAAUAAUAAUAAUAAUAAUCACCCUGAAAAUAAAGAAUAUUUGAUUGCUAGAAGAAAUAAAAAGAAGACCAAAUGGACUACAGUUUAUAGACAAGAUACUCAAGAGUUGGAAAGUGAAAAUAAUGCAUUUGGAUCUACAAAAUAUGAGGAAGAUAGUGAUAUAUCUGAAACAGAAGAUACCAAUAAUGCUAACAUUAAUGAUACUGAUGAGGAUGCUCGAAUAAAACUUGAGAAAAAUGAUUAUGACAACGAUGAUGAUAAUAAUAAUUUAGAUGAAGAAGAAGCUUUCAUAUCAAGUAAGGAUGAGAGAAAGUAUUUUUCUCGCCACCAUAAACCACAGCAGACAUAUGAGUUAUGGAUAGAUCCAAAUACUACAACCCAUAGACCAUUACAAACCAAUAUAAUAAGGUUUCCAGAAUGGUCAAAGAUAGAAACCAGGACUAAAUCAAAAUUAAAAGAGCCUCUAGCACAAACAACUCAUAGUCUAAAGGCAUAUCAAAAACUGAUCCCAUAUGGUUUAUAUUUGCAUGAUCCACAUAAUAUAAGAAGCUAUCAUAAAAGACCUACUAUACAAGACAAACAUAUAGAGACAAUGGUUAUUUUACUCCGUAUCCAUAUAUCAAAGCUAAAUUGGUCAAUGGCAUACAGAAUAUUUGCUUUACUGAUCAGGAUACCGCGUGUUGAUAUCAGGUCUAUUUGGCAAUAUGGUGUGGCGAUUUUAAAUCAGAGUGAGAAUCUGAUACAAUGUCUAACUUUCUUGGAAUGGAUGCACAGUGUAUUUUCCUCAAAGAAAGCUUACCAUCUUACUAAUUUAUUACAAUCUGAUCCUGUGUUCAGAGGCUCUUCACGUAACCAUACAGCACAGUUCUCACUUACAUGGUUAUGGAACUCUUUAAUAUUUUAUUCUACCAAAGGUGAUCAAACAAGAAGAAACAAACAUGAUUAUGAAAAAGGUAAUAUGAGAAUAAAAGAAGAAGAUGGCGAAUAUGAUGAGCAUUUUCUUAAUAAAUAUGAUAAAGAGGGUAUGGAAAGAUUGAUUGAGAAAAUAACUGAAAUGAUUUUAAGCCCACCGUUUAUGGAGGAUGGUGAGGUAUGGUUUAUUCUUGCGAUGUGUCAUAUGAUGAGAGCUGAUUAUACAUCAUUAUGUUAUUUAAAUAGACGUGGUGGACAACCGUCAUAUGAAAGAGAAAAAUUGUAUGAUCAGGUGACUUAUGAUAUUAAUAAAGUGAUAAAAUAUUUAAAGGAAUCUAAAUCAAGACAAAAUGGUGAUUUUUUAUAUCCAAAUGAUUAUAUAAUGAGGAGUCUAACACAGAUAGAAUUACGUGUAUCGGAAGAAGAAGAAGAAGAAGAUGAUGAUGAUGAUGAUGAGGAGGAGGAAAAAGAAGCUAGUUUGAGUGAUGACACUAAUAAGCCUACACACAUGUCUCUAACUAAUAAAAGAAAAGAAAUAAAAGAAAACAAUAGGUAUCAACUUGUAUCACAAGCAAUAAAUGAGUCAGAUCUACGACCUGAAUUAGACUCUAGUUUAUUCCAAGUUGAAGAAGAAAAUAGUUUCUUGCAAACUCUAGACAUGCCUGAUUAUUUACUUGAAGAUGAUUAUAAUAAUCAAUAUAAUGCCCAUGAUAAUUUUUAUACAAAUAGAGAUAGUGAUGAUAGAGAAUAUUCAAGUGAUUGA
Messenger RNA from Arxiozyma heterogenica, 1887 nucleotides. RefSeq names its product Rrn11p (gene RRN11). Gene Ontology annotation, biological process: nucleolar large rRNA transcription by RNA polymerase I; transcription initiation at RNA polymerase I promoter. The record is from RefSeq and is a predicted model, not a curated record. Gene Ontology annotation, molecular function: TBP-class protein binding; RNA polymerase I core promoter sequence-specific DNA binding; RNA polymerase I general transcription initiation factor activity. The transcript has a single exon. NCBI's taxonomy places the organism in Eukaryota, Fungi, Ascomycota, Saccharomycetes, Saccharomycetales, Saccharomycetaceae. Gene Ontology annotation, cellular component: RNA polymerase I core factor complex. The coding region runs from base 1 to 1887 and encodes 628 amino acids.